This is a messenger RNA of Amphimedon queenslandica, 828 nucleotides long. RefSeq names its product macrophage receptor MARCO-like. Gene Ontology annotation, cellular component: membrane. Lineage: Eukaryota; Metazoa; Porifera; Demospongiae; Haplosclerida; Niphatidae. The coding region runs from base 335 to 775 and encodes 146 amino acids. The transcript is spliced from 3 exons. The record is from RefSeq and is a predicted model, not a curated record.
GCCAACCAAAAUGGCGUCCGGAAUUUAUUUCAUUGUAAACCACGCCUUACAACCGUAAUAGUCUUCCCACGCAAGCAAUUCUCACUCUGGGUGGUCUAUUACCUUGAUAAGAAUGUACUAUACAAAGUACAUUACCUUAAUAAGGUAUGUAGUUAUUUUAGCUAACAGUUCUUGGAACAUAUAACACUCAAACUCAUCAAAACAUUUCUAGGAAUUGUUUAUAAGGCACACUCUUAGAAAUCAGGUAGAUCUGCUAUAUAAAUUAUGUAUAAAAUAAAAGAACCAAGCUAGGUGUAGAUUUAUCACAAUUGUUUUAGAUAGAUAGCUGCUGCAAAUGCAAAUGAGCUUGCUUGGUAUUUUCGCUUUCUUUGUGGCCUUAGUUUGUGCUGUUCAGGGCCAAACCCGUGGAACUGUUCGACUGGUUAGAAAUGGAGUUCCAGAUGUCUCAUCAGCUUAUUCAUCUGGAAUAGUUGAGAUUUUUUACAGUGCCAGCUCCUCCACUACAAACAUCUGGGGUAACAUCUGUGAUGAUACAUCUUUUGGUGAUUCUGAAGCUAAUGUCAUUUGUAACCAGUUGGGAUAUAAUGGAGUAUCAACCUAUGGCAGAGCUGGUAGCACAUCAAGCUAUGGAACUGAUACAGCUGCCACAAUUGUUGAUGAUGUUAAAUGUACUCUUAGUACAUAUUUGACACUUGACCAAUGCAGACUUACAACAACCAUCUCAAGUUUUUGUGCCAGUGAUACCGAAGAUAUAUAUGUAUCAUGCAGUAAGUAAAAGAACAACAGGAAAAGCGCAAGUGUAUAAUUAUAUUUACAACCACAAUUUUU